GGUUUAGAAUUUCACUUCAGCAGUUGAGGUAUCCACCGGCGACAGUCCAAUGGCAGAGCAUUCCGCGCCGCCCGCUGACCAACUCGCCGCCGUCACCUUGAACGACGAUGCUCCCACUUACAACUCUCUCAAAGCCGAAUUCUCUGACCGCGUUCCGAUCCGUUCAAUUGUCUCCCGGCCCGAUGGCGGCGCAGGCCUUGCCGGCCAGAAGGUUCGCGUUGGUGGCUGGGUCAAAACCGGAAGAAAGGCCGACAAGGAUGCGUUUGCCUUUCUCGAGUUGAACGACGGCUCUUGCCCGCAGAAUCUCCAAGUGAUCAUCGAAGCGUCUUUGGCGGAUCUUGGCCAGAUUGUCCCUACUGGAACCUGUGUUGUUGUCGACGGUGUCUUCAAGCUUCCUCCACCGGGUAAGCACCAGAAAGUCGAGCUUCGGGCUGAUGCUGUCGUUCAUGUCGGUUCGGUUGAUCCCGCUCGGUAUCCUUUGCCGAAGACGAAACUCACUCUCGAGUUUCUAAGAGAUUUCGUCCAUCUCCGCCCUAGAACCAACACGAUAUCUGCGGUUGCUAGAAUUCGAAAUGCACUUGCUUAUGCCACACACACAUUUUUUAACAAGCAUGGAUUUCUUUAUAUUCACACACCAAUUGUCACCACAAGCGAUUGUGAGGGUGCUGGUGAAAUGUUUCAAGUUACCACAUUAUUGAGUGAGGCUGAAAGGUUAGAAAAGGAGUUGGUUAAGAACCCACCUCCAUCAGAAGCAGAAGUAGAUGAAGCAAGGCAAAUUGUCAAGGAGAAAGGAGAAGCUGUUGCCAAGCUGAAGGCAUCUAAAGCUAGCAAGGAGGAAAUUGGUGCUUCUGUUAUGGAACUGAAGAAGGCAAAGGAGAAUGUUUCUAAGCUGGAAGAGAGAGCAAAGCUUAAACCGGGCAUUCCGGAGAAAGAUGGGAAAGUUGAUUAUGCAAAAGAUUUCUUUGCUCGACAAGCGUUUUUGACUGUUUCGGGCCAGCUGCAAGUCGAAACAUAUGCCUGUGCUCUUAGUAGUGUAUACACCUUUGGACCGACCUUCCGUGCCGAAAAUUCUCACACUUCAAGACAUCUUGCAGAGUUCUGGAUGGUUGAGCCUGAAAUUGCAUUUGCAGAUUUGCAGGAUGAUAUGAAUUGUGCGGAGGCAUAUGUGAGAUUUUUGUGUCAAUGGUUACUUGAUAACUGCUUAGAUGACAUGCAAUUUAUGGCCGACAAGUAUGACCGAACUUGUAUUGAUCGUCUCAAACUGGUCUCUUCAACCCCUUUCGUUCGAACUUCCUAUACGGAAGCUGUUGAAAUACUUGAAGAAGCUGUAAAGAAGGGUAAGGUGUUUGAGAACAAAGUGGAAUGGGGGAUUGAUUUAGCUUCAGAGCAUGAAAGAUACUUGACUGAGGUAGUAUUUAAAAAGCCCGUCAUUGUCUAUAACUAUCCAAAAGGAAUCAAAGCAUUUUAUAUGAGGCUCAAUGACGACUCGAAAACUGUAGCUGCAAUGGAUGUUCUUGUACCAAAGGUUGGGGAGUUGAUUGGUGGAAGCCAAAGGGAGGAGCGGUACGAGGUUAUUCGAGACAGAAUCAAGGAGGUAGAUUUGCCGCUCGAGCCAUACGAAUGGUACCUCGAUCUGAGACGAUAUGGGACAGUGAAGCACAGCGGUUUCGGCCUCGGAUUCGAGCGUAUGCUUCUUUUUGCCACUGGGAUUGACAACAUCAGAGAUGUUAUACCAUUCCCCAGAUACCCAGGACGAGCAGACCUAUGAUCAUAUAUAUUUACACUAAAGAGAUAUGUUGUUGGGUUUUAAUUUAUGCUCAUAAAUUUUGGAUUGGUGGGUUUAUUUUAUACAGAAACUAUUGCAUUUCAAAUGACUUCAAUUGGUUUGAUGUGUUAGAUAUUUUGGUACUAACAGAUUUUAAUUUGUUUACAGAGAAGAUUGUAAAAAGAAUGUAAAAGUGGAUCAAUGUCACAACAAGAGUCUAUUAUGGGA
Molecule: messenger RNA, 1993 nt
Organism: Cucurbita maxima (winter squash)
Lineage: Eukaryota; Viridiplantae; Streptophyta; Magnoliopsida; Cucurbitales; Cucurbitaceae
Product: asparagine--tRNA ligase, cytoplasmic 1-like
Exons: 6
Coding region: 50-1768 (572 amino acids)
Biological process (GO): asparaginyl-tRNA aminoacylation
Cellular component (GO): mitochondrion
Molecular function (GO): ATP binding; asparagine-tRNA ligase activity
Source: RefSeq, a predicted model, not a curated record